Exaiptasia diaphana is the source of this 1493-nucleotide messenger RNA. RefSeq lists its product as uncharacterized. NCBI's taxonomy places the organism in Eukaryota, Metazoa, Cnidaria, Anthozoa, Actiniaria, Aiptasiidae. The record is from RefSeq and is a predicted model, not a curated record. The transcript has a single exon. The coding region runs from base 243 to 1073 and encodes 276 amino acids.
GGCUUUGUCGGUUUGUGGUCGGCCAUUUAUGGCGUCUGCAGUCUAGCGAGAUCGUUUGUGUCAGCUUGUGGUCGGCAAACAGUCGGUAACAAACAUGAUUUGUCGGUAUGUGGUCGGCCGACAAAUUCAUUUUGGCAUACGCUGGUUUAUUAAAAAGCGAGGUAAACGUUCUUUUUUUAAUUCGAAAUACGUUCGAUUAUGCAAAGAACAUUUUGGAAGAAGCAGUCUAAAGUAAAUAGUAAAUGAUGGCCGACCAACAGGAUCCGUUUGUAAUCUACACAACCGAGAAUUUCGAAAUGACUGCCCUAUUGAAAGAGCUAGAGGAGAAAAAAGUCGAAAUUAUUUAUCUCAGGGAACUCCUUGAAACAAAGGAUGAGGAGAUAAAGGUCCUGAAGGCUGACAAUGCAAAACUGAAGACAUUGGAUCAAGAAUCUGUAAAGAGAAAAAGAGACUUCAUGAACGAGUCUUCACCACAAGCACCGUCGACUCAGAAGACAAAGGCCCGAAAGACCGAAGACGGCAAAGAAAUACUGAGAUCAUCACCAACUAGCAGCAAAGAGACUAAAUUACACCUGUAUCAUGAUGGCAAAUCAACUUCUUGCAGUGACGUCUCGGCUCAUACAAGUCAAUAUAGUAAAAUAAGGCAGAUAAAGAGUAUAACACAAAUUGAGAAUAGCAAGCCAUUUCCACACACUUCUCCCUUUAAAGUUACUAGAAACACAUUGAUUCAUGUGCACGAACGUUACCAACGAGUACUAGAAGUUGUUAAAAAAGAGGGUUGCAGUAAUCGUCAGGCUUAUAAAAUAGCAGGGAUUCCACGAAGUACGGUAAGGGAUAUGAUUGGUAUAGCUGAACUACACAUUGUUGACAAACAAGAGUAUGAAAUGAUAGUCAAAGACAUGAAAAGAGCUUCAUCAGUUAAAAAUAUUGAAAGAGCCUGCAGAAGGAAACUGGGGGAAUUCAAGAAGAAGAUGAGUGCCCUUCGGUCUGAAGGGAAAUUACUGCCAAUUGUGUUUAAUGAUGAAUUUUAUAAUAUUAUUGUGCCAGAGACAAAAUCAAAUGUAAAUAGAUAGAUAAUACUUUACUUAGUUUUACUUUUUGAUGAUCGUGGAUGUAUAGGGCACAAGAAUUCUUUCAAUUUUGUAAAUAUUUCUCUCUAAACAGCAAUCCCCAAAUAAGACUGAUGCUUUGAGUUCUAAGUCAGCCUAUCGGACAUUUGCAUUGCUAUGUAGGCAGUCAAGAGUAAUGUAGUGUAUGUAAUUUUAUUAGAAACAGACUGCUGUAAGUCAACUAACCAGCUAGUUGUGCCAUACUACUGUCUGCAUUUACAGAAGUCUACUGCUAACUGUACUGUCUGUGUUAUUACAGAGCAAUCCAAAUGAUUUCAAUGGUUGUGAGUUAACAAAGCUCAACCUACAACUGUUAUUUUUUGUUAGAGCUGUCUACACCUCUUUGUGCUCAAGUCUUACAGUAAACCUUUGUUUCAAUAAGUU